This is a messenger RNA of Larimichthys crocea (large yellow croaker), 9256 nucleotides long. It is a transcript of the gene col6a4a, whose product is annotated as collagen, type VI, alpha 4a. Bases 196 to 8529 code for a protein of 2777 amino acids. The transcript has 43 exons. The record is from RefSeq and is a predicted model, not a curated record. Gene Ontology annotation, molecular function: serine-type endopeptidase inhibitor activity. NCBI's taxonomy places the organism in Eukaryota, Metazoa, Chordata, Actinopteri, Sciaenidae.
CUAGGAGGUUGUUUCAUGCAGAAACAAGCCUGCACCUCCCUACAUGGCUGUAGGACUCUUGUGCUUUGCGUGCAGAGGGUUCGGACGGAGCAGCAGCAGAUCUGAUCGUCGGACUCUCUUGACCUCCUGCUGAAAGUCUUUGAACCAGACGCCGGUACUGUCCCAGGAAGAGAGAAACCCGAGAGCCAUUACAGCAUGGAGGGGAGGCGGGGUCUUCUCCUCAGCCUCAUCAUGGCGGCGUGUUUCUACGGCAACACUGCUCAGAUCACUCAGAAGACAGUCUGCACUCAAGAGGCUGUAGCUGACAUCGUCUUCUUGGUUGACGGGUCGUGGAGCAUCGGCACUGAGAACUUCAAGCAGAUCCGUCAGUUUCUGUACACACUGGUCAACAGCUUUGACGUCUCACCCGACCAUGUCCGCAUUGGGCUAGUCCAAUACAGCAACACUCCACGCACUGAGUUCCUGCUCAACACCCAUCAGAACAAGAAGGAUAUCCUCCAGUACAUCAGCAAGUUGCCUUACAUGGGCGGUGGUACCGAGACAGGUCAAGGCUUAGACUUCAUGCUGAAAGAGCACUUUGUGCAGAAAGCUGGGAGCCGAGCUGGCCAGAAUGUGCCGCAGAUCGCUGUGGUGAUCACCGACGGCAAAUCCCAAGACAACGUGGAGUCCCACGCCCAGGAUCUGAAGAGAAAGGGAAUUGUUUUGUAUGCCAUUGGUAUUAAAGAUGCAGACGAAGACCAGCUCAAAGAGAUAGCGAACGAGCCGCACAGUCAGCAUGUCUACAGUGUGUCCGAUUUUGCAGCUCUGCAGGGAAUUUCUCAGAGCAUCAUCCAGACACUUUGCACGACUGUUGAGGAAGUCAAACGUCAACUCCUACAAUUGUCUCAAGAAUGUGCCAAAGCCACCGUGGCCGACAUCGUCUUCCUGGUCGAUGGCUCUUCCAGCAUCGGCCUUGAUAACUUUCAAGAGGUCCGGCAGUUCCUCCGAAGCGUUGUCACAGGCCUUGACAUCGGCCCUGACAAAGUCCGGGUUGGCUUGGCUCAGUACAGUAACGAUCCUUACAAGGAGUUCCUGCUGAAGGAUCACAUGGACAAGAGUUCUCUACUAGCUCAGUUGGACUCAUUUCCCUACCGAACAGGAGGCACAGAAACGGGCAAGGCCAUCAACUUCACCAGAGAGUACUUCACUGAAGAGGCGGGGAGCCGAGCCAAGGAACGGGUGCCUCAGAUCCUCGUGGUCAUCACAGAUGGUGACUCCACAGACGAUGUGACAGUGCCUGCUCAGCUUCUGAGGCAGCAGGGAGUCAUAGUGUUUGGCAUUGGUGUAGGACAAGUCAACCUGCAGGAGCUUGGGUCCAUCGCCAAUCGGCCAUCAGAGCGCUUCCUGUUCUCCAUCGAUAGCUUCCAGGCUCUGCAGAGGCUGACGGACAGUCUGCUGCAAACAGUUUGCAUCUCCGUGGACGAUCAGAGGGAAGCCUUGGCAGAAAAGUUUGCGGACAUCUUCUUCCUGGUGGACAGUGGCCUCACUCCUCAAGAGUUCCAGCAGAUCAGGGGCGUCCUCAACCGAGUGGUCAAUCAGGUUAAAAUUGGAGCGUCCGCCUACCGUCUGGGUCUGGCUCAGUAUGGUCAAGAUGUUAAGGUGGAAUUUCUUCUUAAUGCUUUCCAAACCAAAGAGGAAACCCAAAAUGGCAUUAAGCGCUUUCGCCAUCGCAGACUGCAAGCCAACGAGCCUCGUAACCUGGGCAACGCAUUGCAGUAUGCCAACACUCACUUUUUCACCAGUGAGGCAGGAAGUCGGGAAGACCUAGGCUACCGGCAGUACCUGGUUGUCCUGAGUGGAAAAGAUUCUGAUGAUGCCGAUGUCGUGCAAAAGGCGUCACGUCUGAUCAAAUCAUCAGGAGUAACUGUGGUGGGCAUGAGCCUUGGUGCUUCGAUGAAUGAAAUGCGCGUCGUAGGUACUGCACCGUACAUAUACCAGUUCACGCAAGUCAGUGCUGUGCAGAUUCUGAAGGGUAUUUUCGAAAAAGAGGAAGUGGAGAUCACUCUUACUGGAGAUUGCAAAGCCGCCAAACUGGCAGACAUUGUGUUCAUUGUUGACGAGUCCGGCAGCAUUGGAACCCCCAACUUCAAACUGGUGCGCACCUUCCUGCACUCGAUUGUGAGCGGCCUGGAAGUCAGUCCAAACAGAGUCCGAGUGGGCAUUGUGUUGUAUAAUGACAAGCCCGCAGCACAGGUCUACCUCGACAGCUUCAAUGUCAAGAGUGAAUUGCUGAAGUUCAUCAAAAUCCUGCCUUAUCGUGGAGGUGGUACGAACACCGGAGCUGCCCUAAAUUUUGCCCGAGAGAAUGUUUUUAUCACGGAGCGUGGAAGCAGGAAAGAUAAGGGGGUCCAACAGGUGGCAGUGGUGAUCACAGAUGGUGAAUCCCAGGACGAAGUGAGCACAGCAGCAGCUGAACUCCGUCGUGCUGGCGUCACUGUUUAUGCACUGGGAGUCAAAGACGCCAACGAGGAACAACUGAAUCAGAUAGCCUCUUAUCCCACCAGUACGCACAUGUUUAUUGUGGACAGUUUUACUAAGUUGAAACCAUUGGAGCAGAGCCUGCAGAAAUAUAUGUGCCAAAACAUCCUUCGGCAAGCAGUCUCCAUCAACACAAGAAGAACUGGCAUUAAAGAAGGCUGCAUGCAGACUGAUGAAGCAGACAUCUUCUUCCUGAUUGAUCACUCUGGUAGCAUUUACCCUAACGACUUCCAAGACAUGAAGAAGUUCAUCAUUGAGUUUCUACAUACCUUCCUUAUUGGGCCAGAACAUGUCCGUGUAGGGGUUGCAAAAUAUGCAGAUUCACCAAACCUAGAAUUUGAUCUAACAACCUAUUCAGAUUCUAAGUCACUGGAGAAAGCUGUGGAGGGUAUUAAACAAAUAGGAGGCGGGACAGAGACAGGAAGAGCUCUGACAUUCAUGGGUCCACAAUUUGAUAAAGCAAUGGCCACUCGUGGUCACAAAGUUCCAGAGUACCUGGUGGUCAUCACUGAUGGAAAAUCCUCCGAUGAGGUCAAGAUUCCUGCAGAAAAAUUGAGGGCGCAGGGCGUAACCAUCUAUGCCAUUGGCGUGAAAAAUGCAGAUAAAUUAGAGCUGGAAGAGAUUGCUGGCAACCCUAAGAGGACUUUCUUUGUCUAUAAUUUUGAUGCUCUGAAGCCCAUCAAAGACGACAUCAUCACAGAUAUCUGUUCUCAAGACGCUUGCAAAGACAGACCUGGAGACCUCAUUUUCUUGAUUGACAGCUCAGGGAGCAUCUAUCCAGAAGACUACCAGAAAAUGAAAGACUUCAUGAAAUCUGUCAUUAGCAAGUCUGUUAUCAGUCAGGAUGAGGUGCAUGUUGGCGUCAUGCAGUUCAGCACCAUCCAACAAUUACAGUUCCCCCUCGAUCGCUACUACAGCAAAGAUGAAAUGUUGCAAUCCAUGGAUGAAAUGCAGCAGAUUGGUGGAGGCACGCACACGGGUGAAGCCAUCACAAAAGUGUCACAGUACUUUGAUGCAAGCAGAGGAGGCCGUCCUGACCUGAGGCAGAGGCUGGUGGUGAUAACAGACGGUGAGGCCCAAGACCAGGUCAAAGGUCCCGCCGCAGCUCUUAGGGCCAAGGGAGUGAUCAUCUACGCCAUUGGAGUGAUGGAAGCCAACACCACCCAGCUGCUGGAGAUCAGUGGUUCACCAGACAAGAUGUAUGCUAAGAGGGACUUUGACGCUCUGAAGGACUUGGAAAGCCAGGUGGCCAUGGAGCUCUGUGUUUCAGAGGGAGAUUGUAAGAAGACAGAAAAAGCUGACAUUAUUUUCCUGGUGGACGGCUCCACAAGCAUAACUCUGGAAAAGUUUAGAAGCAUGCAGAAGUUUAUGGUGUCAAUGGUAAACCAAACCACAGUUGGCAAGAACCUGACUCGCUUUGGGGUCAUUCUCUACUCCACAGACGCCAAGUCUAUUUUUGAACUGAAAGAUCAUACCUCCAAAAAAGAGGUUACUAAAGCAAUAGAAGCACUGAAGUCCCCAUAUGGAGACACCUACACUGGGAAGGCUUUGACGUACUCCUUACAGUACUUUGACCAAGCGCAUGGUGGUCGGGCGGAUCUCCAGGUGCCACAGAUUCUCAUGGUGAUCACAGAUGGUGAUGCUACCGACCGUAACAAUCUGGUUGUGCCAUCUGUGGCGCUGCGGGAACGUGGGAUCAGCGUCUUCAGUAUUGGAGUUGAAGGAGCCAACAGGACACAGCUGGAGAUUAUGUCUGGUCAUGACACUUCCAAAGUGUUCUAUGUGGACAACUUUGAAGCCCUGGAAACUCUGUACAAGAAUAUCACUCAUGUCCUCUGCAAUUCCACCAAGCCAGUUUGUGAAAAACAGAAGGCUGACUUGGUCUUCCUACUUGAUCAAUCCGGCAGCAUCGACCCGCAGGACUACAUCACCAUGAAGAACUUCACAACAAAUCUAAUAAACAGCUUUAAAGUCAGCCAAGACUUAGUGCGUGUAGGAGUUGCCCAGUUCAGCAGCACUUUCCAGAAAGAGUUUUACCUCAACGAGUUCUACACUGAGCAAAGCAUCAGCAAGCACAUCUCGGAUAUGAAUCAGUCUGGUGGAGGCACCAACAUCGGAUGGGCCCUGGAUUCCAUCAAGGACUAUUUUAAGGCAUCAACGGGCUCCCGUAUAUCUUCCAAGAUCUCCCAGAAUCUGGUGCUGAUCACGGACGGUGAAUCUCAGGAUGAUGUGGAGGAUGCAGCUGACAGUCUCAGGAAAAUGGGGAUUGAGGUGUUUGCCAUUGGCAUUGGAGACGUCCACGAUCUGGAGCUCCUGCAAAUCACUGGUACCCCGGAGAGGCUGUUUACUGUGCAGAACUUUGGCAGCUUGGAAAAGAUCAAGCAAAAGGUCGUUGACACAAUCUGCAAAUCCAAACCCCUAGUACCUAGCGAACAAUCUGCUUGCUCCGUUCAUAUCGCCAUGGGAUUUGAUAUUACUCAAAGAACCGGAGUUUCUGGUGACAUGCUGGUCAGUGGCCACACAAAACUCGAGACCUUCCUGCCAGAGAUCGUCCAUUAUGUUUCCACAAUAGAAGGCCUGUGCUGCAUCAAACCCCCCGGUCCCAUCAAUCCCAAAAUCGGCUUUCGACUGGUAGCUCGUGGCGGACGUAUUCUGGAUGACAUCAGCUUUGAGAGCUACAAUGAAGAGACGGUGAGGAAAGUCAUGAGACAGCGUUUGACAGAGCCAACUUACUUCAACACCGCCCUGCUGAAAUCCUUUGGGGAGAAGUUCAGCAAGUCCAAUGCUGGCGUAAAGGUGCUGGUGAUCUUCUCAGAUGGACUCGAUGAGGAUGUGAUGAAACUGGAGCAUGAAUCGGAGCUGCUGCGACAGUCUGGAGUGAACACUCUGCUGAUUGUGGCCCUGGACGGAGCCCGUGAUUCCAACCAGCUGCAGAUGGUCGAGUUCGGACGAGGAUUCGGCUACAAACUUCCUCUCAGCAUCGGCAUGCAGAGUGUUGGCAGCACCGUCCUCAAACAGAUCGAUGCAGUGUCAGAUAGAGUGUGCUGCAACGUCAUGUGCAAAUGUUCCGGACAUGAAGGUGUUCGCGGCUCCCGGGGCCCCCUGGGGUCAAAGGGUGUGUCGGGGCAGAAGGGUUUCCCCGGAUACCCCGGAGACGAAGGCCUCGCUGGGGACCGAGGAUAUCCCGGGCCGAGUGGACCUCAGGGUGUGCAGGGUUGUUCUGGAAUCAGAGGGCCAAAGGGCUACCGAGGCCUCCGCGGAAACAGGGGCGAGGACGGAGAAGACGGACUGGACGGAGUCAACGGAGAGCAGGGAGUGACGGGCAGCGACGGAGGACGAGGAGAGAGAGGACACCCGGGAAAACCAGGUAUCCCAGGUAUCAGAGGGGAGGAGGGUCUGAAAGGACAGCGAGGACUGAGAGGAGAUCCGGGCGAGCCGGGCGCCGAUAACACCGUCCCUGGAGCCAAAGGAGAGUCUGGGAACCAAGGUCUACCGGGUACACCUGGACGGGACGGGCGGCCAGGUGAGAGUGGAACCGUUGGAAACCCGGGCGCGGAUGGGAGAAGAGGGUCACCUGGUGAGAAGGGUCCACCUGGACAGCCAGGAGCUGCAGGACUGCCGGGCAGCCCAGGUGCUUCAGGUCCACAGGGAGCCAGAGGGGUCAGAGGUCAACCAGGGCCGUCAGGAUUCCCCGGCCUACCUGGACCUCAGGGUGGACCGGGACAGCCUGGAAAGGCAGGAUUACCCGGACGCCGCGGACCAAACGGACAGAAGGGCCAACCAGGAGAUCCGGGUGAUAAAGGAGGUCCAGGCACGCAGGGGUCCAGAGGGACGCCGGGUCAGGAUGGCAGAGACGGUCACGGACCUCCAGGACCAGCAGGUGUCAAGGGAGAUCCCGGUUUCCCUGGUUACCCCGGUCUACUGGGUGAGGACGGCCUGCAGGGACCCAAUGGAUAUCCAGGACGUAAAGGGAACCAAGGACGAGGCGGAAACUCAGGCCACCCGGGAGAAUCAGGCGUGUCUGGAGAUCCGGGAUAUCCAGGACACACGGGUCCCAGAGGUCCUCCAGGAGGCAAAGGCCUGACUGAGUGCCAGCUGAUCACCUACAUCCGAGACAACUGUGCUUGCUCCAUGGGUCGAUCGGAGUGCCCGGCCUUACCCACCGAGCUGGUGUUUGCCCUGGACAUGUCCGCGGAUGUGACUGCGGUAGACUUCGAGAGGCAGCGCUCCGCCCUCCUCUCCCUGCUGGAGGACAUUGCCAUCUCCGAGAGCAACUGUCCGUCAGGCGCCCGGGUCGCCGUGGUGGCAUACAGCGCCUACACCAAGUACCUGAUCCGCUUCCAGGACUACCGCUUCAAGAAACAGCUGAUCGAAUCUGUGAAGAACAUCGCCCUGGAGAAGACGUCCAACCGUCGCCAUCUGGGCGCCACCAUGCGCUUCGUGAGUCAGAACAUCUUCAAGCGUGUCCGAGCAGGAAUGAUGAUGAGGAAGGUGGCCGUCUUCUUUUCCAACGGGCCUACGGAGGAUGCUGAUGACAUUGUCACCGCCAUGAUGGAGUACCGCGGCCUCAACAUCGUCCCAGCAGUCAUCUCUCUGAGGAACACUCCUGCUAUUGGUCAGAAGAUGGAGGUUGACGACUCCGGACACGCCAUCUUCACGGUGCUGAGGACGAACAUGGCUGCUGACCUGAGGAAGGUCAAGAACUGUGCAAUCUGUUACGACCCCUGCAGACCUUCAGAGGAGUGCGCCUUCAUCAAGGAACCAGUGCAGCCUCAGCAGGUCGACUUGGACCUGGUCAUGGUGUUGGACAGCUCCAGGGAGGUGCAGGCUGAUGAGUACGCUGGUGCCCAGCAGCUGUUGGGUUCUGUGGUGGAGCAACUGGCCGUGAGCCCACAACCCAGAAGGGCGGGCAACCAGGCCCGGGUGGCUGUAGUCCAGCAGAGCGGCACUCAGGUUUCCAAGCCGGAGUUUGGCCUGCAGUCCUACCAGAACCACAACCUGAUGAAGACCCAUCUUAUCAAGAAGAUGCAGCAGCAGGGCGGCUCCUCGGCGCUGGGACAGACGCUGGAGUUCACCCUGAGGGAGGUGCUCCGGAAGGCCACCCAGCCCCGGAGGAGAAGGGCGGUGCUGACGGUGGUGGGCACCCAGACGGCUUACGAGGACCGAGCCAAGCUGCACUACAUCUCCCAGAAGGCCAAGUGUGAGGGGGUGGCGAUGUUUGUGGUGACGGUCGGCGACCGCUACAACCGGACGCAGGUGGAGGAGCUGGCCAGUCUGCCUCUGCAGCAGCACUUGAUCCACCUCAGCAAACUGAACGCUGACGAGCAGGGCUACGCCCAGCGCUUCUUCAGGGUCUUCCUCAGCGCCCUCAACAAGGGAAUGAACCCAUAUCCUCCUCCUGCUUUGGAACAGACGUGUGACCAGCUGAAAAACCAAGGUGGAGGACAAGUCCUCAUCAACGGUCAGGGCCAGGCGCAGCUGGACCUGGAGGAGUUUGUGGAGGAAGAGCAGGAGAGGUUCGAGGAGCAGACGGGAGGACAGACUCAAACCGGACAGCUGGACAUCCUCGAGACUCUGACCGGAGAGGAAGGCCGAAGAUUUGUGUUUGGAGGAAACGCCCGGUGUCGGCUGCAGGCUGAUACUGGCAUCCAGUGUGGCGACUAUGUCCAAGUGUGGUUCUUUGACAAAGACGUCGGUGCAUGCUCUCCCUUCUGGUAUGGCGGUUGUGGCGGCAACGCCAACCGCUUUAACACGGAACAUGAAUGUUUCCGGACCUGUGGCGCUCACAAUCCAAACAUCCUGCCCAAGCCGGAGCUCGCCAGCUUCGCCUCCAAAGAUAACUGCUUCCUCAGCCAGGACCAGGGCAGCUGCGAGAACUACACCAUGGUGUGGUUCUUCGACACCGAGCAGAACGAAUGCUCGCGCUUCUGGUAUGGCGGCUGCGGCGGCAACGGGAACCGCUUCCAGACGCAAGACGAGUGCGAGAACCUCUGCCUGACGAAGAGUCGGUGAGGAGCAAAAAAAAAAAAAAAAACCCUCCACGCAUCUUCAAUGACAAAACCGCUGAGGCGUCCGAAUGAUUUAAAAACCUUUUACUCACAGCUGAGAGCUCGCCGACUGUGGCGUUUCCGAACGGCGUCACAGCUGCUGAUUAAAGAGCUUUUGAGUCGUCGUUGGGUUUUCUUUUGUUUCAAACCUUUGAACUGCUGGACGCUGAUCACACGACAGACGCUCGAACGUCUGAAGGUGAGGUCACACAUCGCAACAAGUUUGACUCACCUGAAGGUUUCAUGUAAAGAUACAAAGAUUAUACGCUCGUCUGAUCUUCAGAGUUUUGGUCUUUUGGUUUUGAAGACGUCGACCUGAUUCUGAGAUGUGACGUCGGGUUCGAACCUUUUCUGCUGCGUCCUGCUCAGACUCGAGAAAAACAUGGAGCAGGACGCGAGCUGAGAAUCUAAAUGUUCAAACCGAGCGACCAGAACUUUGAAAAUCAAACCCAGAUUUUCUUUUUUAUAAUAAUCGUGUGAAAAGGAUCAAACUUGAGCUCGAGCUGCUGACGGUUUGUUCAUGCGACAGUCUGUGAAGAUAAACAACAUGCCGGAGGGGAAGCAUGUGGCUCGAGUCCCAGUUUGAGGCCUUAAAAGGUCUGAACGUGUCUCUGUGACUGUCUGUGGUUCAUCAAACUGAUCAAUGGUGCUUCAUGUAAAAAACAACAAUAAAUAAUGAAUCAAUCCUGUAA